Chionomys nivalis (European snow vole) is the source of this 534-nucleotide messenger RNA. RefSeq names its product PLAC8 like 1 (gene Plac8l1). Lineage: Eukaryota; Metazoa; Chordata; Mammalia; Rodentia; Cricetidae. The transcript has 4 exons. The coding region runs from base 1 to 534 and encodes 177 amino acids. The record is from RefSeq and is a predicted model, not a curated record.
AUGAGCUGGCUCGGGCAUCACUUCUCCAGGCCCCACGAGGACAUUUCCUUGCUCAGUACACAUGCGCCACUCUUCUCCCUCAUGUCAUCUGAAGAUGAGCAUUUAAUUUCCAACUUGAGGAGCCAAGUACCAGCUCGAACCGUGGUGAAGCAGCCUAUCCGCGGAGCCAGCAGCAGGACCACAGUCACGACCAUCGUCCAGACUGGUGGGGACUGGAGCACCGGCCUCUUCAGCAUCUGCAAAGACAGGAAAAUCUGUUUCUGUGGUCUCUUUUGUCCCAUGUGUCUUGAGUGUGACAUUGCCAGGCAUUAUGGAGAGUGCCUUUGUUGGCCACUGUUACCAGGGUCUACCUUUGCACUGAGAAUUGGCACCAGAGAGAGACAUAAGAUACAGGGGACACUCUGUGAAGAUUGGAUGGUGGUGCAUUGCUGCUGGCCUUUCUCCAUCUGUCAGGUGGCCCGAGAACUCAAGAUGAGAACCUCCCAGCUCUACGAGAUCUGUGCAGUCCAAGCACCCAAGGACAGCCUGGUUUGA